CACGCUCGACGGCGGCUCGAGGCGCGCCGGCCAUGGCGGCGCAGCGGCUGCGCUCGCCGGAGCAGCAUGCCGUGGACAACGUCCGGCGUGCUCCUUCGUCGAGCGUGGCUGGUAGCGUCCGUGCACAUGGCGCAUCAAGGAGGCAGGAGGGGCGCCGGCCACCGCGGCAUGAAGGGGUCGACGGCGACGUGCAGGGCGACGGCCGUACACGCGCGCGUCCGUAAGAGCGGCGGCCAGGCGCAAGAGCAUUCCGCUCGUCGGCCAGGGCACGACAGCGUCGCGGCGUCUCCGCCCUCGCACAGCGGUGGGCGUUGUGCAGGCCCCGAAGGGAAAAGGCGGCUACGCGGUGCAUUGAGUGAGCAUUUCUUCUCAUUCUCCCCAAAAUCGUAUUCAUCAGUGCUUAAUUGGUGAAAAAUAUGCCUAAUUUAAAAAAAAAUAGUGCUCUACCGAAAUUGGGGAUUUGUUUUCUAGGGUUCUUCAACAUGGGGGUUUGCUACUGUACGUGUGCAAUGUAUCCUCCUGCCUUCUAAUUUGCUAAUCCAAACGGAAUCAAAUACUUUUAAAGAUGAUCAAUUUUAAUUAACAGAAACUUAAUCAUGAGCAUCAAUUCUUCAGCGGCUUAAUUAAAACUGAUUGAGCAUAAUGGCAGUAGAGAUCCGUGGCAAAUUAGAAUACCACAUGAUGAUUUACUGACGGCAUUAGAAAAAAAAACAGCAGCAUACAUAUUGGGAUAACCAGGGGCUUAGAUCCAAUCUUAAAACAUAAAACCCUAAUCAUGAGAUUGAUCUACUGAUCAGAGUAGGGUUCUAGUACAAUCAUGUAGGCGACUGAUACCAUUGUUGGAAUAAUUAUGCAUCUAUAGGAUGCCAUUAGUAGAAAUUGAUUGCAACUAGAACACCUAAUUGACAUGAACAGAGAAGGGUUUAGGGAUCCUUUACAUGUCACGGGAGUGGACAUGAUCGCCUGCUCGGUGCAGGCGUGAUGCAGGGGUGAUGUAGUCGAAGCAGAGGUUCUCCUUGACGUCCUGUUUCCUUCAGGACGCCACCGGCACUGGCCGGGGACAGCAGCGGCGGCUGGCUUGGGCCUUCCCGUCGCUGUAGCGCUCCCCCUGAUCGGAUGGGGUGAGAAUAUCGGGAGGAGAGUAAACCUUAAGUGAAUUGUGAUCUCGCAGGUGGCCAGCUCUCUCCCGUAUCCUUUUAUAUGGCGCUGGCGACAGGGGACCCAAAACCCGAGUUGGUUUUUGAGCGCCCCCGAUCAGGGCGCGUUAGUUCUGAUCGAGGCUCACGUACGUUGGUACGUGGACCCCUUCACUUAUCGUUAUCCCCUUAUUAUUUUUUUUUUCUGUUAGACUAAUAGAUCUAAUUACCUGUUAAGCCGUCAGAUCAAAACCAACAUGUACAUGCCCUAAGGAAUUGGCUGACCGCCUGGAGGGGAAGGGGAAACGAUGGGUUCCCAGGAAGGUCGUGCCCCCUCGGUUACAAACUGACUCACUGGAUUCUAGUAGUAACUGAAGAUUACGUGGCUUAAGAAAAUCACAGCAAACAUAGUUAGUGGGUGAAAGGAUUGCUGAUGUGGCGAAAUGAUGAGGUGGAUAGGCCGCUUGUCAAGAGAAAUGAUAUAGUGGGAUAAACUAUUUAGAUAUUAUAGAUUACAGAAUCGGCCCACACUUGUCACCUCCAUACUACUAGUCCACCUCCGAUAGCUAGUUUCUCCUUGAGCCAGCAUUCAGGAGAGGAACAAGAAAAAGUUUAUUUUUUGAGACAUACUAGCCCAUAUUUUGAAUAGGAUCUUAAUGAGCCGCGGCCCAAUGUGCAGCGCAGGAGGAGAGAGCAGCUUAACUGGCCCACUAGCCCAUUGCUCUGCAGAGUACAGCGCCAGCGGCGAUGGAAACCCCACAGCCACCGGCGAUUCCCCGCCGCCGCCGUCGUUGUCGGGCUGAGUCUCCGGCAGGCCGGUGCAAACCGGCAACACCCAUUUGUCCACCAAGACGACAGCGUCGACGGAAACCCCACUCGGACGGGACAGCCGUCGUCGUUGGGCUGAGUCUCCGGCAGGCCAGCACCCUUUCUUUUUUAGUCGAUUGAAACCCUUUGACAAUGAUACGGGAUCUUUUUCAUUUGUGCUCUCAUCCUGAUCUGAUGCAUGCUUUGUUAGUCGAUUGGUAAGCAUAUGUACCUUGUCAGAGCUUGUGGUUAAACAUAAACAGUUGGGAAUUGUGCUGCUCAGUUUGGCAUAGCACUAGUAAUUCCUUGAUAAGCUGGGAUAGAGUAGUAGUAGUAGUAGCAGUCGUUGUUAGUUAGAGCUUGGAAAUUUCGUCCGUCAGGGAAGAUGGAUCCAUGUACUACACAACGGCCGGCCGCUCUUUUAAAAACAUACAAGUCGGACAUAUAAAUGUGCUGCUCAGUUUAGCAGUAAUUCAGCUCUAUUUUCUUCAUUGGUAGCGGUAGGCGGGAUAGGCUAGUUUAUGCCGAUCGUUGCAGAUUUGACCGCGUGAUCAGCAGUCUCGGGUCUAUGAUGAUAAGGCUGUGCUGCGUCGUCGAUUUCUGAGAGCCAGUCUUGUGGAUGCACACCCUAGUACUAUAUAUUAUGGGAAUGCAAUUUGAUUGCCCAGUUAUUAAGCAACAAGUUGUCAGCUCAGACGUCCCUGUCAGUGAAACCAAACACCAGUUGGUUCUUAUGUACUUAUGGAUUAAUAACUAGUACGUACGUAUCAUUGAGGAUGCUUUGACAAUUUUAAAUUACGAGCUAGACGGCAAUGUUUAGUUGAAACAGUCCUAUCCCCGCGUCACCCUAAUAAUUGAGCUCCUUCCCUUUCUUUACUCCAACUCACCAAUAACACUUGAAAACUAAUAGCACACUUGCUAUGUAUUUUGGCCACUUUCUCCUGCUGCCCCUUACUAACUCGUUACAACUUGAGCCUUCUUCCCCAUCUCUGAUAGCUAGUUCUAGUGAUGGAUCCAGUUAGCAUUGCUGCUGUAGGAUGGAGCGUGACCAUGGUUGGUUGGGUCGCUUCGGCUACCAUCUCUAGGCUCCUCAACAAAUGCUUUGAUUACAUCGACCAUGACACAAAUAAGAAGCUGGCACAACUUGAGCCCAAAAUCUUGGUGCUGGAACGGGUCAUGGAAGUUGUCGCAACGAGCCCAUACAGGCCUCGUCUCGAGCAGCUGUUCAAGGAGCUCAAAACUGCUUACUAUGAAGCCGAAGAAAUCUUGGAUGCUGUCGAGUAUCACUGUCUUAAGAGAGAUAUCAAAUAUGGCAAACUGCAGCCGAGCGGAAGCGUACCUCCACCUAAGAGGGAUCGUAAGAAGAAGCUCUGGUCUUCCUUGGCCAAGUUCACUACCCCCCUAACAAAUAAGGUCUCCUCUCUUCCUCUUGCUUCUGCGCACAACAAAUCGUUUCAGACCAAUGCAUCAUUUCAGGCAACAGGGCAUUUCCAGACACGGAUGGAGGAGAAAUGAUUUAAUAGCUUAAGGCAGCGUCACAAAAUGCUUCAGGUAGUGUCAUCACACAUACUGUCUGUCCAUCCCUGUGCACAGCGUACUGGAGAUGAUGAACUGAAAGAUGUGUAUGUAUGACUAUGCUCUGCUUUUCCACUACUACAUCUACAUGUGAUGCUCUGCUUUCCUCAACAACCAAUCGAUCGGUUGAGCUCCAUCUCCCAAUCAGGCUAUGACAUAUACUCUACUCUGGCCAAAAUUGUGUUAUAAACAUUAGUAGAUUAGAAAGGAUAUCAUGGUGAUACGUUUCCGUCGUAUCUAUUUUUCCAAACACUUUUGCCCUUAUUUUGGACUCUAACUUGCAUUAUUUGAAUGGAACUAACCCGGACUGACGCUGUUUUCAGCAUACUUUCCAUGGUGUUAUUUAUGUGCAGAAACAA
Molecule: messenger RNA, 3877 nt
Organism: Triticum urartu
Lineage: Eukaryota; Viridiplantae; Streptophyta; Magnoliopsida; Poales; Poaceae
Source: RefSeq, a predicted model, not a curated record